AUGGACGAAGAAAUUUCUAAAAUACCAGAAGACAAUUUUUCAACAGGACCAUUUUCUUUGCUUUUUAAAGCUGUUAAAGCAAAUACUUAAGUACUUAUAGCACUUAGAAAUAAUAGAAAAAUAUUAGCAAGAGUAAGAGCAUUUGAUAGACACAUGAAUAUGGUUUUAGAAAAUGUUUUGGAAAUGUGGACUGAAGUUCCAAGAGGAUCUCAUGGAUAAAAAUCAAAACCAAUGAGAAAAGAAAGAUAUCAUUCAAAAAUGUUUUUAAGAGGAGAUUCAGUAAUAUUUGUUUUAAGAAACCCAAAUAAAUGA
Ichthyophthirius multifiliis is the source of this 312-nucleotide messenger RNA. Its product is annotated as small nuclear ribonucleoprotein sm d2, putative. Lineage: Eukaryota; Ciliophora; Oligohymenophorea; Hymenostomatida. Gene Ontology annotation, molecular function: RNA binding. Gene Ontology annotation, cellular component: precatalytic spliceosome; U4/U6 x U5 tri-snRNP complex; U2 snRNP. Gene Ontology annotation, biological process: RNA splicing; spliceosomal snRNP assembly. The record is from RefSeq and is a predicted model, not a curated record. The transcript has a single exon.